ACCGAACAAGUUGCAGUCGCCAUUUUAUUUGGGAGUGAAUAGUGUUUCGUAUGUGACUCUCUGUUGUUUAUAUUUAAAUCUCCCAAGAAUUCGGUGUUGUAUAUGCGGACGGUUCACAGAUGGCUUGUCUGAUAACAUUGAAACAAGAAAUUAAGACUUUAGAAUCAGUAUUUCCAAAAAACCACGAAAGAUUCCAGAUAGUGUCAGCUAGUGUGGAUGAACUGAACUGUAGAUUCGUAGGCAAAAAUGGGAAGAAAUAUGAAAUUCAUGCGAAUAUUACUGAAACCUAUCCUUCAACUCCACCAGUUUGGUUUGCAGAAUCAGAAGAAACGAGUGUAACUAAUGCUGUCCAAAUUCUUAGUAACACUUCUGGCAGAGACAACCAUGUGCUGAACCAAGUUGGUAUUCUACUUCGAGAACUAUGUCGAUUACAUUGUAUCCCAGAACCCCCCGAUAUUGCGCUGCUUACAAUGCCAGCUGCUGCUGCUGCAUAUCGACUUCCAGAUCGGCUGGAGGAAGAUCGAGAUAUGGAGGACGAAGAUGAUGAUGAUGAAGAGGAGGGAGAGGAAGAUCUUCAUCUUGAAAUGGAUGAAGGAGAGGGUGUUGCCAAGAGUAAGGUGGACGAGAUGGACACGGAACACUUGGCAACAUUGGAACGACUAAGGCAGAAUCAACGGCAAGAUUAUUUAAAGGGCUCUGUUUCUGGCUCCGUUCAAGCAACUGAUAGGCUUAUGAAAGAACUGAGGGAUAUUUACAGGUCCGACAGCUUUAAGAAAGGGAUGUACAACAUAGAUCUGGUGAAUGACAGCCUGUAUGAGUGGAACAUCAGACUUAUGAGUGUUGAUCCCGAUUCGCCUUUACAUAAUGAUUUGGUGUUGCUCAAAGAGAAGGAGGGAAAGGAUAGCAUCUUACUGAAUAUGACUUUUAAGGAGACAUAUCCUUUUGAGCCACCGUUUGUACGUGUUGUCCAUCCAAUCAUCUCUGGAGGUUAUGUAUUAGUGGGUGGAGCCAUUUGUAUGGAACUUCUUACGAAGCAGGGUUGGAGUUCGGCAUAUACGGUAGAAGCCGUUAUCAUGCAGAUAGCUGCAACCUUAGUGAAAGGAAAGGCGAGGAUUCAGUUUGGAGCUGCCAAGGUUUGUAACCAGGGUCAGUACAGCUUGGCAAGAGCACAGCAGUCUUUCAAGUCCUUAGUCCAGAUUCAUGAAAAAAAUGGUUGGUUUACUCCACCCAAGGAAGAUGGUUAAAAAGUCUGUGAAACUUUCUUUGUUGUUUUUAUUAUUACUUUUUCCUUGGAAACGGUUAAUAAAACCGAACUGCGAAGCCUAGAGACUGACGGGGUAAGUGCUGUCGUUAAAGCACGAGACCCAAAAUAAUAGUGUGUGGCGGUGAAUUGUUACUUGCUCUGUAUUGUGCGUGAGUGUUGAUCUGUUGACAUUAAUUUAUGAACAAGAGCAUGUCCGUAGUUUUGAGUGACGAGCGAAUUGAUCGCACAGAUGAUUGUUUAAAUAUACAAGCAGUGUGUCGGUUGACAUGUGUUAAAAUAAACUGAUUUCUUGAAAGAAAAAACAAUUUUGUUGUAUUCGUGUAGCUUUUUUUUUUUAUGUAUGGGCAUUGUUGUGACUUCAAGGCCUCCCACUUAAAUUUCCUCCAGAGGAAAACAUAUAAGCGACAUUGUGGUAUAUUUUCUUCCAUUUGUGUUCUAAAUCGUCUUAUUUUCAUUGUUUUAUGGCAGAUGCGAAGCUAGUUUCUUAUUGUUUUAUCAUUGUUUAAAUUUUGUGAUUGUUUUUAAGGCAGCAGUGAUAAGUGUAAUGGAUCUGAAGUGUUGAUAAGUGUAUGUGAGCUUCUGGCGUGUUACAAACAUUCCACAUAGAAUUUGUGUGGCUGCAGAUUUGGUGUACAGGAAAGGAUUGGAAUGAUACACGUCUUACUGCUGCGCGUGCUACUUCGGCCUUCCCGUUUACUCGCUCCACUCUCGAUUACUCCGCGAAUGACUUCACAUUCUAAGUCAUUGCCAUUUUGUGUAGGCCGACAUUGUACUCAGAUGUGGCUCUAAAUAAAUUUGGAACUCAGUAUUCAACUUUGAACUACAAUUAUGUGUAACAUAUUUCAGUUACAAAGAGAAUAAUAUUGUAUUUUCUGUAACCUUGAAAUGAAGUAUAUAUAUAUAUAUAUAUAUAUAUAAGGAAGUCUGAAACCAAAUGAAAGGGUUUUUGUUUAUUGAAGAACAGCCUUCAGCAAGGAUACUCAUGUUUCUAUAUGCCAUUGUAGUCUCAGGUUAACAUUGUGCAGGUUCCUGGAAGGCAGUUUACUUGCGGAGUUUGAUUUCUGUGCAUUUGAGUUUACCAAACAACCUUCAUUUGCAGAAAUAGAAAAUGAGUUAUAUAUAAUUGGCAGCAUACUCAUAAUUACAUAUAAAAAAAGUUCUCAUGUUUGGGUUAACACCAGAAUUUAAAUUGUAAAUUAGUUCCUAACUUUUUUCUACUGUGUUGAUUCAGUUAAAUGGAUCACGCCACUGGAAACAUAAGAAUAUCCGUUAGUUACAGGCUGGUUUGGUAGAUUCACGCAAGUUUGUAAUGAAUUUCAAAUAAGGUCUUCUUUCUUUAUUAGUUAUAAUGCAGUUUAGUUAUUCUUCACUUGUAUUUCACUAAUGUAAAGAAAUGAAAUACUGUGUUUCAAAAUCUAGGAAUAAAUUAACAUUUGGAAGUA
Messenger RNA from Zootermopsis nevadensis, 2706 nucleotides. RefSeq names its product ubiquitin-conjugating enzyme E2 Q1. Lineage: Eukaryota; Metazoa; Arthropoda; Insecta; Blattodea; Termopsidae. The record is from RefSeq and is a predicted model, not a curated record.